Messenger RNA from Malassezia japonica, 1173 nucleotides. RefSeq lists its product as uncharacterized. The record is from RefSeq and is a predicted model, not a curated record. The coding region runs from base 1 to 1173 and encodes 390 amino acids. The transcript has a single exon. NCBI's taxonomy places the organism in Eukaryota, Fungi, Basidiomycota, Malasseziomycetes, Malasseziales, Malasseziaceae.
AUGUCGGCCGUGCCCAGUGUUGAGAACCCCCCCGCGCCGCCGCCGCGGAGCCGCGCGCGCCGUGCGCCGCGCGUGCCGAAGGACGAGAGCGCGGACGGGCAGGAAGAGAAUGAUGAGGCGGGAGACAAGGAGGACGUCGCGGCGCUGCACCGGACGCUCGCCGAGCGCGACGAGCGCAUCGCCCAGCUCGAGGCGCAGCUCGAGAACGUCACCUCGUCGCGCGACGACAUGGUCGAGCGCAGCACCGACUGGCUCUCGGAGCGUGAGGAGCUCCGCAGCCAGACGCAGGAGCUCACGGCCAAGGCCGACGCGGAACGCGAGCGUGCAGACGCCGCCGAAGAGCGCGUGCGCGAGCUGCGCAGGACGGCGGAAGAGAGCCGCCGUGCGAUCAUGCGCCUCUCGUCAAAGAAGCCGGACACACCGCGCGAGGAGACGGAGCGCCACACGCGCCGCGCAAGCGUCGCAUCGACGCUCACGGGCCGUGCGCUCUCGAGCCUCUCGUUCGAGGACCACGACGAGAAGCCGCCGCUGCGUGGCCUGCGCCUGUCGAGCGGCAGCUCGGUAACGUCGCCGACGCCGCAGCAGGUCGAGACUAUGCAGAAAGAUGGCGCGCUGGAAGACGCCGCACCGAUCAAGACGCCCGAGCCGCAGCAAGAAGGCUUUGAAGACGCAAAAGAGGAGCCGGCGGAAGAGGGCGAGGGCGCGGGCGGCAGUACGCUCACCGGCCUGUUUGGCAAGACAUCGCUCCUGCGGCCGGCGUUUUUGAUGCGCAAGCCCGCACCGGGCGAGGCCGCGCCAGAGGGCGAGGAGGGCGCGCCAGAGUCGAUCAGCAAGGCGGAUCUCGAUAAGGCGCACGCCGACCUCGCCGAACUGCGCACGCAGUUCACCAUGCUCCAGGACCAGCUCACCGAGUCAAAGGAGGCCGAGCAGGCGAGCGAGCAGCUGAUCCGCUCGCUGCGCGAGUACAUUGUGAACUCGCAAGGCGGCAACCUCGUCAAGGACGGCGAGCUCGAUGGCGACGUCGGCGCACAGACCGUGGCAGAGAGCGUCGCACAGACCGAGGAGAGCGGCAAGGCGGGCGUGCUCGAAGACAAGCUCGCGGUGGACGAAAAGGCCGAGGCGGAAGAGGCGCAGGAGGACGCAGAAAAGGCCGAGGCCGAGACGACAGUGUAG